Messenger RNA from Beta vulgaris subsp. vulgaris (sugar beet), 1941 nucleotides. RefSeq lists its product as uncharacterized. Lineage: Eukaryota; Viridiplantae; Streptophyta; Magnoliopsida; Caryophyllales; Amaranthaceae. The transcript has 3 exons. The coding region runs from base 1 to 1941 and encodes 646 amino acids. The record is from RefSeq and is a predicted model, not a curated record.
AUGUUAAAUGAGCUUAAGAGGGCCAUUAGCAACAUUGAGCAAGGUUAUGAUGAGCUUCUUUAUGACUACUUAGAGAGGUUUAAGAGGCUCGUUGCUUGUUGUCCUUACCAUGGUUUUGCCGAGAAGGAUCUUGUGCUGUAUUUAGUUGCUGGGCUCCUUCCAGAUGAGAGAAGGAUGGUGAAUGCUGCUUGUGGGGGUAACAUUGAUAACAAGACCCCACAACAAGCCAUGAAGCUCAUAAGUGAGUUUGCUGAGAGUUCUCGCACCUAUUCUAAGAGGAAUGCUACCUGGGGUGUUAAAGUCGAAAGUUCUUAUUCGUCUUUGGAGUCGGAGGUUUCCGACCUUAAGAAUAUGUUCCGGCAAUUCAUGAUGAGUAACAAACCUCAACAAGUGAAAGCUUGUGGAAUUUGCUCCAAUACCGGUCAUCCUACCGAUGCUUGCCCAACCUUGCAAGAAGACACUCAACAAGUGAAUGCUUUGGGCUAUCAAGGAAAUAGAAAGUAUGAUCCUUACUCCAAUUCGUACAAUCCCGGUUGGAGAGAUCAUCCGACUUUCACUUACAAGCAAGGGAAUCAAAACUUUCAAGGGAAUCAAAAUCUUCAACAAGGAAAUCGACCUCCUCCAUUCAAGCAACCAUAUCAACCUCAAGGGCAAUCAUCUAGCUCUAACUCAAUGUCCACUGAAGAUAUGAUCAAAGCCUUGACUAAGAAUGUAACUACCAUGCAGUCUAAUAUGGUGCAAUUUCAACAAGAGACCAAGUCAAGCAUUUACAAUUUGGAGACACAAGUGGGCCAAAUGUCUAGUGUCAUGAAUAGGCUUGAGGCCCAAAAUUCUGGAAAAUUGCCAUCUCAAACCGAGGUGAACCCCAAGAAGAAUGUGAGUGUUGUGACAUUAAGAAGUGGCAAGGAGCUUAUUAAUCAUGCGCCCAAGAAGGGUAAAGUUGUGGAAGAGAAGACAAGAGUUGAAGAUGAGGAGGUGGAGUUACUCCUUCCAAAGAGGUGGAAAAAGUGCCAAUGUAAUGUGAAUAUUCCUUUGUUGCAAUUGAUUAAGACUGUGCCUUUGUAUGCUAAGUGGUUAAAGGAGAUGUGUUCAAUAAAGAGGAAAAGUGGUGUUAAAGGGAAACAAACCGUUAAGGUUAGUGAACAUGUGUCCGCUGUUUUCCAAAAGAGAAUGCCAAAGAAAUGUGAUGAUCCGGGCAUGUUCACUAUUCCUAUAACUCUUGGUGACACUAAGAUUGAUAGGGCCAUAUCCACUUCCAUUCCUAGAGGUGUAGUUAAAGAUGUCCUUGUGGUAGUUGAUAAGUUGAAUUUUCCUGCUGAUUUUUAUGUGAUUGAUAUGGAGCAUGAUAAGCAUUCGACCCCUAUUCUUUUAGGGAGGCCAUUCUUGAAAACGGCUAAGACUAAGAUUGAUUGUGACACCGGUUCUUUAGCCAUGCAGUUUGAUGGUCAAAUUAUUGAGUUUAAUAUGUAUGACGCCAUGAGAUACCCUAACAUUGAGGAUCACUCUCUCUGUGCCAUUGAUGUGUUUGAGCCAUGUGUUCAAGGUCUGUUCGAUGUCUUACGUGAUGAUGAUUUGCAAAGUGUUUUGGACAUUAGUUUGAAUGCUAAUUCUUUGGAGUUUUAUUUGCCAGAUAAUGUGCUUAAAAUUGUUGUUGAAUUGAAUGAGCUUUCCAAACUCCCUUUGAAUCCUUCAAACUAUAAGCCCAUGCCACUUACUGUGCCUAGCACAAGAUCGCUUCCUUCUGUUGUGCAGGCCCCCGAUGUUGAGCUCAAAACUCUCCCGGAGCAUUUGAAGUAUGUCUUCCUAGGUGGGAAAGAGACCUUGCCAGUUAUCAUUUCCAACAAGUUGACCUUGGAACAAGAGAGCAAAUUGGUGGAGGCCGGUGCUCAAGGAGCAUUCGACGGCGAUUGGGUGGUCAAUUGCCGACAUCCGUGGCAUUAG